Molecule: messenger RNA, 2730 nt
Organism: Xenopus tropicalis (tropical clawed frog)
Lineage: Eukaryota; Metazoa; Chordata; Amphibia; Anura; Pipidae
Gene: nfe2l2
Product: NFE2 like bZIP transcription factor 2
Biological process (GO): regulation of transcription by RNA polymerase II; regulation of DNA-templated transcription
Cellular component (GO): nucleus
Molecular function (GO): sequence-specific DNA binding; RNA polymerase II cis-regulatory region sequence-specific DNA binding; DNA-binding transcription factor activity
Source: RefSeq, marked provisional
CGGAGGGGCUCCUAGGAAAUAUCGAGCACGGAGUAUUACAGUAAUCUCGUUACGGAGGAGAUACCGGCCUGGGGCAAGGGGGCCAGCAUGAUGGAGAUCGAGAUGCCCCUGCCACUGCAGUCACAACAGGAUAUGGAUCUGAUUGAUAUUCUUUGGAAGCAAGACAUUGACCUCGGUGUUAGCCGUGAGGUUUUCGACUAUAACCAAAGACAGAAGGAAAAUGAAUUGGAGAAACAGAAGAAGCUUGAAAAGGAGCGGCAAGAGCAGCUGCAGAAGGAACGGGAAAAAGCACUCUACGCCCAACUGCAAUUAGAUGAGGAGACAGGGGAAUUCAUCCCAAUCCAACAGGCUGCACCUAUUGAGACUGCAGCAGUCACGCAGGAGCUUGCCAGUUCCAUUGAGGUCAAACCCAGUUUGGUACAUGAUUUAUCCUUUGAUGAAUGCUUGAAGAUUUUGGGUGAAACAUUCCAGUUAGGACCAGCUAAUGAGGAAUCCUCUUUGGCAUACCAGACACUAGAACCCAGUGAUCCUAUUGAAACAAACCAGACCUUCCUCCAGUCUGAACCAAAUCCGGUACCAGCUGGCACGCUGAGCAGCAUACCUGCGGAAGGAGAGAUUAUGCAUGAAAUGAAUCAGGCUUGGGAGGAGUUAUUGUCUAUUCCUGAGUUACAGUGCCUUAACAAUGAGAUUGAAAACAUGGUGGACCUAAGCAUGUAUACAAACCAAGAAUCCAUCACAAUGACAGAGACUCCAGACACUUACAGCUUCCUUAGUCCCCUGUCCACUAUUGAAAAACCACAUGAAAGCAGCACUGUUUUCUCCAGUGAUCUUGUGGAUACGUUCACUAGUAGUCUACCAUCAGUAAACACAAAUACAGCCUUUAAUGUUGAGUCAUUCUGCGAUGAUAUAUUUACACUUGACCCAAAAGUGACCAAUGUUGUGCCUUUAACAGACAAUUCAGGCCAGUUGCUGAAUGAGCUUUUGAAUGAUAACGUUGAUAUUACAGACUUGUCAUUAUGUAAAGCUUUUAAUGGGAACAACCAACCAGAAUUCAAUGAUUCUGAUUCUGGUGUUUCUGUCAAUGCCAGUCCAUGUGCAACAUCACCUUCCCAGUCCAUGAGUGGUUCCGUCUAUGGUGAGCCUCAUCAUAGCUACAGUGAUUCAGACAUGGAAGAUAUGGACAGCACUCCAGAGACUGCACAGCAAAAACCUCCAGACAAUUUUACUGCAGCAUUUACUGAGGACACAUACUUCACUCUUUCGCCUUUUGUCUCGCAUGACACAGAUCCCUUUGAUAUAGAAGCUCACACCCCUUCGGCAAAAGAGAUACCUGCUAGCCCAGGCUAUAGCAAGGCUCCGUUUGCCAAGGACAAGUAUUUAAGCCGCCAAGAAGCUCGUUUCACCAGAGACGAGCAAAGAGCAAAGGUUCUCAACAUACCAUUCUCUGUCGAUAAAAUAGUUAACCUUCCAGUGGACAACUUUAAUGAGUUGAUGUCCAAGUAUCAGUUUAACGAGGCCCAGCUUGCCCUCAUAAGAGAUAUAAGGAGGCGGGGCAAAAAUAAAGUAGCUGCUCAGAAUUGUCGGAAGAGGAAGAUGGACAACAUAGUGGAAUUGGAGACUGAUCUGGACAAGCUUAAGUAUGAAAAAGAGAAAUUACUUGCUGAACGAGGAGAGUACAACAACAGCCUUAGUCAACUGAAGAAGAAGCUUGGCGCCCUGUACAUGGAGGUCUUUAAUAAGCUGCAAGACGAGAAUGGGCAACCAUACUCCCCUCAUGAAUACUCCCUCCAGCAGACAAAGGAGGGAAAUAUUUUCCUUGUUCCAAAAACCAAGAAAGUUAGCAUAAAGAAGGAAUAGCAAAUAUAUUAUAACAUUUUUAUUGUUUAUUCUGGGAUGGAAUCCCAGUGUUUGGCCUAAGGUGGAUGACUGGGAUGCGUUAAAGAAGUAGCUCACCAGAACUAGUCUUUGUACUGUAGCACUUAAACCGGGGCAGGGGUUAAAAAAAAUACAAAUUAGUCUUAUGCAGUUAAUAGUUAACUAAUUAGUCCAGCUGAAACCUAAUUAAACAUUUGGAGUGUUUCAGUCUGCACCCUAACAAGGAGUGCUUAGGUAAAACUGGUAUGUUUAACAGAGUUAUAUAGCAUAUUCAGAUGUGUGCUUUCGACAACAUUUCCAAUAUACCGGACUUAAACUGAUUAGUAUUUUCUGCAAAAUCCGGCCUCGUUGUGGCUUGCGAGACAGAUGGGCAUUACCGGAUGCGACUUCUGCAGGAUCAGUCAUUUUUAUUUUCGUUAUUAAAUAUUGUUUCCGUAUAUCUUGCACUUAUUUUUUUUUUUUUGGUUUCAGUAGUCAGAAAUCUGAAAAUAUUUGGUAUACAGAAAUAUAUCAGGCAACAGACAUCUCAUGUAAAAUCUGCAGUCUUUUAUAGAACAUCCUAUAUUUCCUUAUUGCGACACUGUCUUUCUAAAUAACUGUAAAUAGUGCAAUACAUCAUAUUUAUGUAUAUAUAUAAUUCCUAUUUUAUUUGCUAAGAAACGUACCAAAAAUAAAUUUAGUACACUAAAUAUCAUUUGUGGCAAAUCAUGUUUGUAACUGCUGAUUCUUUUAUAGAGAGCUUUAUUUCUUUUUACUUUUUUUUUAAUUUUGAAUUUUUGGUUUUUUUUCCCUUUUAAAUUCUGUUUUCAUUUAGCAAGACAGAUGACAGUUAAUAAAGCAUAAAAUACCAUCUUU